Messenger RNA from Pelodiscus sinensis (Chinese soft-shelled turtle), 3719 nucleotides. The record is from RefSeq and is a predicted model, not a curated record. NCBI's taxonomy places the organism in Eukaryota, Metazoa, Chordata, Testudines, Trionychidae.
CGCACGGAUGUAUAGAGGCGAUCAGAUCUCUGAUUCCCUCCCCCUUUUGUAAGGAGAUUCCGGCUCUGCCUCCCCGCUGGCUUCCCCUGCGGGGGGUUCUAGGACAAAACAACAUGGUUGGCCCACACCUAUACCGGGAAGAAAUAACACCGCAGUGGAAAGCAACAGCAAACCCACACAUCAGUAUGAAGCACCCACUCAAAGCCGAAGUCAAGCUGACCGCGGAGGGGAAAGAGCUCAUCCUGGAUGUGGAGAAGAAUGAGCACCUCUUUGCCCCAGGCUACACUGAGACCCACUAUACCCAGACAGGAACGCCCCGCACCAUCCCGUUCAACCACACUGACCAUUGCUUCUACCAGGGUGUCGUGCGAGGCAUGGAGCAAUCCAGUGUCACCCUCAGCGCAUGCAAAGGGCUACGCGGUCUCAUCGAAUUGAGCAGCAACCUCAGUUACAUCUUAGAGCCAGUCCCCGACAGCCAGAAUCGGCACCUGAUCUACAGAUCGGAACAUGCCAUGCUUCCGCAGGGGACCUGCGGCUCUAAGCAUGCAGAACCCACAGCCCCCCACUGGCUCAACAAACAGCCCGGCCAGGCCACAAUGCACCAUCCCAGGGUGAAACGGGAGGAUGUGCAGGCUAUGAAGUACGUGGAGCUGCUGCUGGUGGCUGAUUAUGCAGAGUUCCAGAAGAAUAACUACGACCUGCAAAGAACGAAGAAUAAACUAGUGGAGGUGGCUAAUUAUGUAGAUAAGUUUUACAAGUCCCUGAACAUUCGGGUUGCCCUGGUGGGGCUGGAGGUCUGGACCGACGGAAACAAGUGCGAAGUCUCCGAGAACUCCCGUUCCACCCUUUGGUCCUUCCUCACUUGGCGGCGCAAGUUGCUAGCCCACAAAAAGCAUGACAAUGCCCAGCUGAUCACUGGGACGCCGUUCCAGGGCACCACCAUAGGGGUGGCACCUCUGAUGGCCAUGUGCUCCGAUUUCCAAUCUGGCGGGGUGAACAUGGACCACUCGGACAACGCCAUCGGCGUCGCUGCCACCAUGGCCCAUGAGAUGGGGCACAACUUCGGCAUGAGCCACGACUCGCCUGGCUGCUGUGCAGCCCGGGCUGAAGACGGAGGCUGCAUCAUGGCCGCUGCGACGGGGCACCCGUUCCCCAAGGUGUUCAGCCCGUGCAAUAGGAAGGAGCUGGACAGGUAUCUGCAGUCGGGUGGAGGGAUCUGUCUCUCCAACAUGCCAGACCCUGGUACUUUAUACGGAGGGAAGAGGUGCGGAAAUGGGUACUUGGAAGACGGAGAAGAAUGUGAUUGCGGAGAAGUGGAGGACUGCAGGAAUCCCUGCUGCAACGCCGCUGACUGCUCCCUGAAACCCGGCGCCGAGUGUGCUCAUGGGACCUGCUGCCACCAGUGCAAGCUGGUGGCUCCAGGAACUCUCUGCAGGGAGACCUCUGGACCCUGUGACCUGCCAGAACACUGCACUGGCAAGUCAGCCUUCUGCCCCGCCAACUUCUACCAAAUGGACGGGACGCCGUGCGCAGGGGGGCGGGCGUACUGCUACGUCGGCAUGUGCCUCACGCACGAACAGCAGUGCCUGGAGCUCUGGGGGCCGGGAGCGAGGCCCGCCCCUGACCUGUGCUUUGAGAAGGUUAACGCUGCCGGGGACACCUAUGGGAACUGUGGGAAGGAUCCCUCCGGCACGUACAGGAAGUGUGAGACAAGAGAUGCAAAAUGCGGGAAGAUUCAGUGCCAGAGCUCGGCUUCCAAACCACUGGACUCCCGGGCUGUCCCGAUAGACACAACGAUCCAGGUGAAGGGAAGGCAGAUCCAGUGCCGGGGGACCCACGUGUACGGUGCUGAAGAGAGCGAAGGGGAUAUGCUGGACCCUGGCCUGGUGAUGACAGGAACGAAGUGUGGGGACAAUCACGUUUGCUUCGAGGGACACUGCAGGAACGCAUCCAUCUUUAAGUCUGAAGGCUGUAGGAAGAAGUGCCAUGGCCGGGGAGUGUGCAACAGCAACAAGAACUGCCAUUGCAACAGCGGAUGGGCACCCCCGUUUUGCAACCAGCCUGGGAAUGGAGGCAGCCUGGACAGUGGGCCCUUACCGCACCAAAGCCUAACUCCAGUGCUAGCAGGCGUCCUGGUUUCCAUCUUGCUUUUGAUCGGAAUCGCGUUUGCGUUUUGCUACAAAUGGAGGGACAGACUCGGGCCUCUGAAGCAGAUCAUCGUCCCUUCAAAGAGGAGCUCACAGUUGGGUGCUGCUGCCCCAGAUCAGUAUGGUGCGAAUGGCCAUUCAAAUCCAACCUUCAAACUGAACCCCCCGCAGGAGCGGAGAAAGGCUACCUAUGCCCCUGAAAUCCCAUCGAAACCUGCUGUGCUUCACCCCCAGCCAGCCCCAGAUCUCAAAAUUCACAAGCAGCCACCGCCUGCUCUCCCAGCUGGCCACAGCCUCCACACCAGCAAACCCUUUGGUCCUGCGCAUCAAGAAGAUGGGAUUCCGAAGGAUGCUGCCCGGCGGCUUCCUCCGAGCAGACCACCACCCCCUGCUCCAAAACUCCUGGUCCCACAGGACACUGCCAGGCCCCGCCCACCGCAGAAAGCUUUGCCGGCUAAUCCCGUGCCAAGAAUUAACACCACAGUGCUGCCACCACCUGCUUCUGGAAGGCACGCAGGACGACACCAGCCACCAGCAGAGAACCCAACAGUGAAGCCAGCCGGAGGAGCAAAUGCCUUGCAGAAAUGAUGGCCAGGCACUCUGCGUGCCAGGUCGUCCAGCUAAACACGGGUUCUUUCCAAACCGACUUGGGAUCUCACAAGGACCUGGAUGUCCCGGCAACCAGAUAGAAGACUCUCAGGUUACGUGCAAUGCUUGAUCACCGCUCCCUAGCCCCGUAUGUCCCACCUACCUAAAGAGACAGAGCUACCAGUCCUGGUGAAGGCAGGAGCAAUGCUUAGUGACACCAGUGGGAAUUGCAUCAGUAUAAGCCUGCGGUGCCUUUGUACAGAUGUUACUUGUUUAAAAUAGCAGUGAAAUGUUAUUGUGCAAUUUAUAGUGCAGAAGCGGGGUUGGGGAGAGAGAGCACUCUGUAUUUUGAAAGAUUUUGCCUUGCCCACCUUGUCUCGGUAAUACCCUGGGCAUGACAUGGCCACCCCUGCUCGAUGAGUAUAUAGAACUCUACGUGUCAUCAGCAAUUGCAUGCUCCAGGGCGAGUGAUCUGAAUGUGUCAGCUAUUGGAUUUGACAGGUGAGGCACUACGGAUAGCUUGUGUGUCUGUCUGUGAAUGCCAUAUAGCUGCCAGGGUGUUCAACCACAUCUGUUUCCCUGGGCUUUGAGCAAUGGGGCAGCAGUGUGGAAGGAAACAGUGGAAAAGGUGCCGUGAUGGUCUUUCUGAUGAGUUGGGACUGGAAUCUCCUCCCCACUGGACCAUCCCUAGCAAGACCCUUUCCAUCACCACCAGCCAGAUGUUUUGCAUUAACUGCUCCAUUCUACCCCGUCUUGUCUUGUUGAGGUAAGCACAGAAUUCAGUGGCAUUUCCAGCUGGGUUUAGACUCUAGACAAGGUCCUGAACAGUCAAAUGGAGUUAAAAUAGAGGCCAUGUGAUGGAACCUCCCUGCUGGAACAUGGUGCCGGAGUUAACCAGGCCAGAACACUCUGGCUACGUCUACACGGGCAUGAUUUUCCGAAAAUGCUUUUAACGGAAAACUUUUCCAUUAAAAGCAUUUUCGG